Messenger RNA from Linepithema humile (Argentine ant), 2583 nucleotides. NCBI's taxonomy places the organism in Eukaryota, Metazoa, Arthropoda, Insecta, Hymenoptera, Formicidae. The record is from RefSeq and is a predicted model, not a curated record.
AUGGCGAGUCUGCCCCUUUUACCGGGCUACACUUUUCGGGAUGUUAGCGGAAUAUACUUGAACUUUUCAUCGUUUCAUAAGGUCAAGGAUUAUAAAUUGCCGCACAAGCUCGACGUUUUCAAUGGCUUUCCUGUAGUGCGCGACGCCAAUUACGGUAUCGGCAGGAGACCGACGGACGCAGCGUCCGUUCGAUACGCCGAAGCUCCGGAUUCUGUGGAGUACGAUUCAUCGUUGACUUACGGCCGGGUGCCUCGUUACGCGUAUCGGCAAUUCCUGCCGCAUUACGCGUUGUUCGCGCAAAAGUCCCUUCGCUUUAAGGCAUUCUUUCGUCAAAAAGUGUUCAACUCCCCGGACGAGCACUAUCGCGUCCGCCACGUGAACAUCGUCUACUAUUUAGAGGACGAUACUAUCUGCGUGAUCGAGCCCGUGGUGGAAAACGCCGGUCUCCAGCAGGGCAAGCUGGUGAAGCGUGACAGAAUCCCGAAGAACGCCAAGGGUGACCUGUUCAUCUGGAAGGACUUGAACGUCGGAAUCGAUGUGUGCAUUUACGGCGUGGUUUAUCGCAUCGUCGACUGCGAUCCGUUCACCCGGGAGUUCCUCACGAGCCAAGGUAUCGACGUCGGUGAGAGCGAGAGCCUGCCGGCGGAUUCUUACGCGUUGCAGCGCGACGACAAGCGCAGGAUGCGAGCGGUCGCGCGAUCGACGGCGGACGACGCCCGACGGCGCUUCCUGGAGUACGACGGCAUGGUGCUGUCGUUCGACGCUACGUGGAACGGCGAUCGCUAUCGGCUGAUGUACUUUCUCACGGACGAUACCGUGGCGAUCCGCGAGAUCCACGCGCCCAACGACGGCAAGGAUCCCGUGGUGAUGCUGCUCCGGCGGAUGCGCGUGCCCAAGGACUGGCAGAGUCUCCCGUCCUGGCAUCCGAGCAUCUACAUGGAAUACGGCGAUCCCGAAAUCGUCGAGUAUUACACGCCGCGAGAUUUCAAGGUGGGCGAAACGAUCCUCGUAUUCGGCCGACGCUUUCUCCUGCACGACUGCGACUCUUUCACGCGCAAGUACUACUCCGAUAUGCUGGGAACACCGCAAUCACCGGCGAUUCCGCUUCCCUCGCGGACGGAGAGACCGACGCCGUCGACGAAAUACGCGACGCAGCCGCCGCCGCCGCCGCACAUAAAAUUCGGCAGCCCCGAGGACACGUACGCCAGCUGUCUCUCGUUUCUGCCGAAGCCGCCGAAGAAGAACGUCAUUCGUCAGCUGGUGAACUUCCCGAAGAAGCUGCGCUACUCGGCGCGAAUGGACGCGGCGCAUCCGGAGGACGAGGACCGCGAGUUCGUGCUGGAGUACAGGCUGAGCGACGGCGCCAUGCAGAUCAACGAAAUCGAGAAGCGCAAUUCCGGGCGGCGCGAGGGCUGCUUCCUGUCCGCGAGGCUGAUCCCGAAGCCGUGCAGCGCGGAUAAGGACGAUCCGGAGUACUACACGCCGCAGGACAUCUUCAUCGGCGCGCGCGUCAACGCGUUCAAUCAUCGCUUCGUCGUCACCGGCGCCGAUCUGUUCGUGUACCGCUACGUCGAAGCGAACGCCGACAAGUUUUGCGAAGAGGUGCGCGCGAAUCUGCGCAAUUAUUUUCUGCAGCAGGGCGUGCUGCAGGACGACGUUGACGUCGAAGCUGGAAAGAUACAAGAGGCGAGGGAUGAACGGAUGCUCUUGGCAGAUGACGCGGAAAUCAACGACGUUGACGCGAGAAAAUGUGCUGAGGAAGAAUUAACGGCUUAGUUAAUCGAUCGAAUCGGCAUUAAUCGGCAUUAAAUCGCUUUCCUAAAUCGAUUCGACCUGCGUCGUCCGCUGAUAAAUUUCGCUGAGCAACUUCUAGUUUCUCAUCGAGAUGCCUUAUGCAGAGCAAUUCUGAAUAAUAUUGACAAACCUCGCCGGUGAAUCCUUGACAGAAUUACGGAAUCAAUUUCUCUUAAUCGAAAACGUCAAACUGUCAACGAUUUUUAAGUCGCUUGCGAUUGUAGAAAAGUCAAAAUAAUCAGUCAGAGAAAUUGUCAGAGAAAUACAAAAACUUAUUUUUUAUACGCGCUUUAAGAAAAUUUCAAGCAAGGAUCUCACAAUCUUGAAACGUCACAAAAGAUUGGCAUUUUAACUUGACAGAGAAAUCCACUCUUUAUCAACUGAGCAAAGGAUUCGCGCGCAAAGUUCAUUUAUAUUAUUCCUUAUUAUCGGUCUGCAUAACGGUUGCCGCCGUUGCCAAGGAUGUAUCAUACAGUGAAAGAAGCAGAGAACGGAGAUGCAUUUAACAAUAAGAAUCAUAUCUCAUGAAAUGUCAUCAAAUGGUACAAUAAUAAUAAUAAUCGUCGUCAUCGUGUACAUUACAGUAGAUUAAUUGCAGUAUUAUUUUUCACUUCUCGCUAUAUUACUCUCAAUUCAUUUCUCUCUCUCUCUGCAAGUCCAUGAAUAAUAUAAUAAUAAUAGGUGAUAUAUUUUUUUUUUCGCAAUACAGAUAUAGAUUACGCGCUAAAAUAAACGCCAAUAUAAUUUUUUUUUUUAUAAUUCAUUUCGUGAAGCAUGAUGGGUUAUAAA